This is a messenger RNA of Pimephales promelas (fathead minnow), 1755 nucleotides long. RefSeq names its product crystallin, beta B3 (gene crybb3). Lineage: Eukaryota; Metazoa; Chordata; Actinopteri; Cypriniformes; Leuciscidae. The record is from RefSeq and is a predicted model, not a curated record. Gene Ontology annotation, biological process: visual perception; lens development in camera-type eye. Gene Ontology annotation, molecular function: structural constituent of eye lens.
UCCACAGUACAACGCCCUCCGGAGAUUCAAAACGCAAAACGCAGCUGCAGCGUUUCUAAACUUCUCCGUUUUAGGUCUUCGUUUUUCCCGUUUUAGUGUGGACGGGAGGUGCAAACGUAGCAAAAGGUCUCCGUUUUUAAACGAAAACGCAGUAGUGUGGACGGGGCCUUAGUCACUUUCACAGAUCCUUGUGAACCAGGAUCAAUAUGACAACAUUGUUGUCUUCAUUCAAAACAUUUAAAAAACACUAAGGAUAACCUUUCCUACUUUUAGUACAUUGUUGUCAUGUAAACAUACACAUUGUUCAGUUAUUGGAGCUCUAGCCUAAUGAGCUGAUCAUCCGGUUAUUUUUUUUAACGCAUUAGAGGAGAAUCAGUUGGCAAAAAGAGAACACACGACAGCUCAAAGCGAUAAUCAACUUUGGCUUUGCUUUUCGGAGAUGAAUGCUUUUAUUACUCAACAGGCACAGAGGUGGCUCACGGGACUGCAGUGACCAGAGAGAGAGAGAGAGAGAGAGGGGGGCACACUGAGCAGCGUUGUGAUGACUGCAGCUGAUCCCGUCUGAAUCCUCUUGGCUCGCUCCCUGUGGAUGCCCGCUGUACCCACGCUGGCAGCAGAGCAGGCGGGUGCUGUGGGCAACUCCUGCCAACUCUCGGCCUAUUGAGAGGCAGUCUGACGGACACAAAUGAGAACGACAGACUUGCUGCAUCAACAGCAAUCCACGGCCAACCCAUUUCUGCUGCUGUGGACGGAAUUAAACCAUAAAUACCACUCACCCGACACACCCUCACCUCCACACACACUCACACACACACACACAGAGAGUGGAGGGGUGAGAAGAACUGCUGAAGGUCACGGACAGGAGAAACAGACAGAGAGAUGUCGGAUCAGCAGGGACUCCCAGAUCAGCAGGUUGCUGGGAAGAGCCAAGGAGGAGCAGGAGCAGUUUACAAGGUCUCACUGUAUGAAUUUGAGAACUUCCGAGGGAAAAAGGUCGAGCUGUCAGCAGAAUGCAAGGACUUGAUUGAGAAGAACUUGGAAAAAGUCGGAUCAAUUAUAGUUGAGUCUUGCCCAUGGGUCGCCUUUGAGCAGAAAGGCUUUCUGGGAGAGCAGUUCGUUUUGGAGAAAGGAGAAUAUCCUCGCUGGACCACCUGGACCAACAGCCAGAGGAGCUUCUGUCUCCUGUCCAUCAGACCCCUGAGAGUGGACAGCGCCGACCACAAGCUAUAUCUGUUUGAGAACAGCAGCUUUGCCGGCAGAAAGAUGGAAAUCGUGGAUGAUGACAUUCCCAGCCUGUGGGUUCAUGGCUUCCAGGACCGUGUGGCCAGUGCGAAAGCUGUCAAUGGAACGUGGGUGGGCUACAUGUACCCUGGCUACCGCGGCCGGCAGUUCGUGUUUGAACACGGUGACUACAAACACUGGAACGAAUGGGGCGCCACAGAACCACAGCUGCAGUCCAUCCGACGUGUACGCGACAUGCAGUGGCACAAACGGGGCUGCUUCCCCGUCCCCGACCCGGCUCCCAAACCCAAACCCAAUCCUAACCCCAAUCCUGCGCCCAAUCCCGCCCCUAACCCCGCUCCCCCUGCCCCGUCCGCCAGCUGAAGGAGAGCGUCCCGCCCCGUCACCGAUGACCUCUGCCCCACUCCUGCUCAGAGGGCCGCGAAGAAAGCUCGAAAGCAAAAGUGACUGGCCUUGCCUCUUGUGUGUCUAUCAUUGGAAAUAAAGGCCUCGGCCCCAUGGUUUGAUCUCUGA